UACAUGUAACUAAGCAACAAAAAAUAAUGAUCAGCUAAAGCCAGUGACUUAACAACACAAAACUGAAUUAUCUUGGCAGGUUUUGGAUAAAAUUGUAUUUUUUAUUGUCUUUUUUGACUCUGUCGAUAUCACCGAAGAGGACAGGACCAGAGUAAGUUCCGCAUCCGCUCCCUGUGUUAGCAGGUGACCCUCUGGUCCAGCACUUUCUGACACAUUUAGCAGUUCGUGUUGUUCGGCCUGCUCUACUUUCUGCCAACUUCUAGGUUGUGCUCCAGGCAGGAAAAUGUCCGCGGGAGAAGCGCAGAAGAAAAUAACAACAGGAGUUGUGUCUCCACUGAAAGGGAAGUCUGAGGCAGUUUCUGCUCAGACCAAGUGAAGUGUCCAUGGCACGUGUUCUUUCCUUGUUCCGACCUCAGCCUUUUCUGGCCCUUGUGGGCAGGAGGAAACCUACAUUGUGCAAAAUGUCAAUGGACUCACGGGCACGCGAGGUGUUUGUAGCUGCAGUGGAGGCUGUGCAGCCAGACACUGUGGUGCGGCAGAGUAUAGAGCGCAAGGAGGACUCAGUCAUUAUCAAUGGUCAAAAAUUUACGCUGAAACACAACCUGCACUUGGUUGGCUUUGGAAAAGCUGUACUGGGUAUGGCUGCUGAGGCAGAGAGGAUAGUGGGGGAUCACUUAGUGAAUGGAGUCAUAAGUGUGCCACAUGGGAUUCAGCAGACAUUAAAGCAGCAUGGGAAAGAUCAUCUGUUGUUAAAAGAAAACAGUCACAUCAAAGUAAUGGAGGGAGCCAAACACAACUUGCCUGACUCUGAUGCCCAGAAGGCAGCUGAAGGAAUCAGACAGUUAGCCAGUGAACUGACAGAGAAAGACUUGCUACUUGUACUGAUUUCAGGUGGAGGCUCUGCGCUUUUACCUGCACCCAUCCCACCAAUUUCGUUGCAAGAGAAACUGGAUGUUACCCGCAAACUUGCAGCUGCUGGUGCCACUAUUCAAGAGCUGAACACUGUACGUCGUGCCCUUUCUUUCUUAAAGGGUGGAGGGCUUGCACAUUAUGCUCACCCUGCACAGGUGGUUGCACUGAUACUGUCUGAUGUGAUUGGAGAUCCUCUGGACUUGAUAGCCAGUGGCCCCACAGUCCGAAGUGAGGUGUGGCCUGAGGAAGUUUUGUCAAUCCUUGAACAGUACAAGCUGUUGAACUCUCUACCAGCUUCAGUGAAAGAUGUCCUUGGGAGACCAAGUCCCCGGUGGAAAGAGAAUAAGGAUGAAAUAGAAAAGGCAGAAAAUGUUCUUAAUGCUGUUAUUGGCUCCAACAGCGUUGCCCUCAAGUGCGCAGGUCGCCGGGCCCGAGAGCUAGGUUUCCGCCCUGUUGUUCUGUCACCAGGAGUGUGUGGCGAUGUAAGGUCAGUCUCCAGACUUUACGGCCUCCUGGCCCGCUUUGCGUGUUCUCGAGAGGAACCUCCUCCUGAGAUUGCUGCUGAGGUGCUGAGGCUAGGGCCUGAAGUAGGUGUGGAGAGCUGGGACCUGUGCCGCACCAUGCAGGUCUUAGAUGAAGGGCGUACGGAAGGAUGGGGUGCCACGUGUCUGUUAGCUGGAGGUGAGCCCACUGUGCAAUUGACAGGAAAGGGUCAAGGUGGUCGGAACCAGGAGCUGGCUUUGCGAGUUGGACUGGAGCUGAGAGGCCUGCAGCUCCCACCUAAUGGUCCUGUCUUCCUGAGUGGUGGAACUGAUGGUCAGGACGGACCCACUGAGGCAGCAGGGGCCAUUACCGAUGGAGGUUUGUAUGAAGAAGCACAAGCACAGGGGCUGGACAUCAACAACUUCCUUACUAACAAUGAUUCUUACUCAUUUUUUUCACAUCUUUCUGCUGGGCAACAUUUACUUGUACCUGGCUUAACCUGCACCAAUGUGAUGGAUGUGCACAUGCUACUUAUUCCACCAAUUCCCAUUAACAUAAGAUAAUUCAAAAUUGGAUCCUGCAUUUAAAAAGUACUCUAUCUGGUUCUCUGACUUGGCAUGGUAUGAGGUUUUUCAACUCAACAUUUUUUGCCCAUGUUGGGAAAACUCUGCAUAGACCUACAUGAGAGAAGGACUGGUAUUCCUAUAUGAAAAUCUAACAACCACAAAGAAUAAAAUUGGGAUGUAAUUUUUGUUAUCAGCAUUAGAGGUUUUUCAGCAGGGAAAAAACUAAAAACUGGACUUAAUGCAAAUCUUUUUUUUAAUCACAGCAAAUUAUGUUUUACAACACAGCAUAGAAAUGACAGGCAUCAACAACAUCAGUAUUUUCAAGUACAUUACACAAAUGUAACAUCAGUCAAGCUGUUUGCACAACUUGCAAAGUUCAUUAUCUUCCUGCUUUGCUGCUGGUCUCUUCAGGUACGUCAAGGUACCAAUAUAUGCUGAUUAUUUUGUUGUAAUAGUUUAUUUGACAAAUACUAUGUACAUCAUUAAAGAGUUCUAUAAAUACACAAUGCAGUAUAUUGUCUUGUACUACAGACUUGCAGCUACUGCUAUAACAAUAUAACAUGUCGGUUAUUCAACACCUCUGACAUUUUCAUGUUUUAUUACUGUACAUCAAAUCACAGUGGAUGUAACUAUUAUUUUCACACAGAUUAACAUAAAAAACUAAUGUCAAAGUGAAACAAACUUGUACGUACUGUAUACAAAUAUAAAAAUAUAAUAGUUGUGUUCACCCUUCUCAAGCAAAGAGGCACCUUUGCCAACAUUUAUAGCCUUGAGUCUACCCAGAAUGGACAUGUCUGUGUCAGCUUUGCUACCUGGACAUUGCAGUUUUUCCCCCAGUCUUCUUUGCAUAGCUGCUCAAGCACUUUCCAGCAACAUGGGGAUUGGAUGAACAGCAAUUUUCAAUUCCUGCUGCUAAUCCUGGAUUGAGGUGUGGACAUCGAUUAACAGCCAAUCCUGUGUCCGACUGAAAAAUAAAUCUUCUCCCAAGUCACAGUUGUCUUGCACACUGAGGCGGGUUUUUCUCUGUGAGUUUUCAGUAUAUUUCUGCAUUCAUUUGCUCUCUACAUUCACAAGCCACCAGGGCCUGUUGCAGAGAAGCACCCCCACAACAUGUCACCAUGCUUCACGGUAAGGGUGUUGGGUUUCUGGUGAAUUUCAAUACAGUAUAGAGCUUGAGAAGGGUUUUUUUGAGUGGCAAUAAAGCUACAGCUUGUGACGCAUCCAGGAAAAAAAAAAA
Seriola dumerili (greater amberjack) is the source of this 3198-nucleotide messenger RNA. It is a transcript of the gene glyctk, whose product is annotated as glycerate kinase. Gene Ontology annotation, molecular function: glycerate kinase activity. Gene Ontology annotation, cellular component: cytoplasm. Gene Ontology annotation, biological process: protein phosphorylation. The record is from RefSeq and is a predicted model, not a curated record. NCBI's taxonomy places the organism in Eukaryota, Metazoa, Chordata, Actinopteri, Carangiformes, Carangidae. The transcript is spliced from 5 exons. The coding region runs from base 384 to 1958 and encodes 524 amino acids.